UCCCGGAAAGGAAGCCAUUUUUCUCAGCUUGCAAAACAAGUUUUGUGUUGCAGAAGAUUUGCAGAAACAGGAUUUGAGAUGCCUCGGACGAAGCAGUCUCAGCGUUCCCAGACUUCUUACAUCAGUGGCUCUUUCCAUCAAGGAGAUUACCGUUUUGGCCGGAAUAGGGGAAGCCAAUGUGGUGCAAACAGUUUAACUGCAAUUAUGAUGAGUAAGAUGAAAAAUGUGUUGCAGUGGACGAGAAGUGACCUGAAUGCUGUUCUGAUCCAUGGAGAUGACCUGUACAGUGCCAUGAGAGACGCAGGGAAAAUCAACGAUCCUGAAUCCGGCUUCAUAGCUGUUCAUGAGCUACCAGACACACACACACUUAAAGAUAGUCGGUUUUCAAUAAACUAUGGUGAAACAUUGACUGGCUUGUUUGGUAUCAAUAAAUAUGAUGGGGAACUACAAGGGUAUGCUAUGUCUUUUGAUGAAGCAGUAAAUCGAGCAUUCCAGACGUUUGAUGCUGUUUUAGUGAAUAUUAAGCUAGCCAUAUGUGCAGCUGUCAGAGAAGGUUCCUGGUAUGCAGUGAUUGAUCCACAUUCAAGACGAGGUGAUGGCAGAUGUGUAGCUGACGGUAAGAGUGUAGUGGUUUACCAUCGUAACUUGCACUCGCUGAUUGUUCAUUUCCGGAAACUUGCCGCGUCUAUAAAUGCACGUUAUCAGGAGUUUGAGGUAACUGGGGUCAACGCGGUUAUGACUGGAGAAAACCGGCCAUUCUGGCAAGUGAUCGAGAACGCUGGUCCAGCAGAAAAUGAGAGUGAAGGUGAGAAGUCGGACGUGGAAGUUGAUGUUGGGUGCAGUCAAUUUCUGAAUGAUUUCAUGGACAAAACAUCUGUGAAAGAAACGUGUGCACAACAGAGAACAAAAACGACAUACCCAACUAAUGAAAAUGCAG
Molecule: messenger RNA, 937 nt
Organism: Carassius auratus (goldfish)
Lineage: Eukaryota; Metazoa; Chordata; Actinopteri; Cypriniformes; Cyprinidae
Exons: 4
Source: RefSeq, a predicted model, not a curated record